This is a messenger RNA of Mizuhopecten yessoensis (Yesso scallop), 1392 nucleotides long. RefSeq lists its product as uncharacterized. The record is from RefSeq and is a predicted model, not a curated record. NCBI's taxonomy places the organism in Eukaryota, Metazoa, Mollusca, Bivalvia, Pectinida, Pectinidae. The coding region runs from base 168 to 1037 and encodes 289 amino acids. The transcript has 3 exons.
CGUGCACAGCUCCCGUUUAUAACAUUCUUAUAAACGUACGACGAUUCGAUUACAUAUCCGGUAUGAUAUUUCACCAGUUCUUGUCCUCCGGAGCGAGAACCCUUACAGGAUCCAUUGUGUGAAAUACCGACGUUUUAAAAUGCCGAAGAUAUUGCGUUAGCGUAACAAUGGUUCAUUACACCUUGACACACGCGUCACCAGGGAGAUGUGAGUUUGAUAUCGCCAGCCCAGCGUCUGCUUACCGCGAUCGUACGGGUCACCUGUCAAUUUGGGGAGUCAGUAAAAUCCUUCAGGACGCAGGCACAAUAUGCGGCCUUCAUGAUUUUAUACCGUUAUCACAGAAUUUGGUCAGAGACAAUAUUCGGCUCUUUCUCAUCAGCGAAAAAUGUGUGAUGUCUCCAACAUUUCAUACUAAGUUCUCAUGGGCUGAGAAACUACAAAAAUAUCACGUGACUUACACCGUGUCGUCUGUAACACCUGCCACCCUAGGUAACAGACAGGUAUUGUCUGACCCAGACACGGGAAGCUGGUAUUUGAAAUCAGAAAACAAACUUGUUGCUGUAAAUUGGGAGACUCGGCGGUCUGUAAAGUUACCGAAAUCGUAUUAUGAGAGUUCAAGUAAGCUUGUUGACCAUGAACAAGCGUCAAUGAUGACCAGAAAACAAGAUGCUCUCAUCCCUCCUGUUACAUCUUUCAGAACAACUACCCAAACGCGUUACAGUGACCUAGAUUUUAACUACCACCUGAACGCCGCGGAGUACUACCGGUUCUGUUCCGAUGCUGCAUCCGAAGCUUCUCUCUCCGGAUACUACCGGCAUUUUACGUCCGACAUCGUCAAAUACCCACUGAUGCAGACUGAAGUGACGUUCCUGGGCGAGUGUGGACCAGGAGAAAAACUCACCGUCUAUACUUGGCAGGACGAAAACGACGUUACCAAGUUGUACUUUGCAAUUUAUUUGAAGGAGGUCAGAAUAUUCCAGGCUUGUUUUAUUUUCGAUCGUAAUUUGUCAAAGAAUAGAGUCAUGGCAAGUCUAUGAAAACUGGUCCAGAUAUUUAAAUUUCAAUCAGUUUCUUACAGCAUGUUACAUGUAGAAUAAAAUGCUCAGUUUUGUUCCGAUGCUUUGUAUUUCUGGUGAUUAAACCUUGAUGCGUGUGACUGCACGUAGGCUGAAACAUAUGCCAUACUGGCUCUGUCUGCUGAAAGACAGAAAGUUCCAACAAGAUGAAUGUAAAUAUUUUGCAACCAGUAUUCAUGAAAUUAAAGCUUUUUUCAAUUUUGCAUUAGGCUAAUAAUUGAAAAGUAAUAUUUUCAGAGUGCAAAUAUAGUAAUGAACAAAUAGGAUUUUUUAAAAUGAAAAUAAGCUUAUAGUAGCAUGGUAUAUGUAUUAAACA